Manihot esculenta (cassava) is the source of this 1549-nucleotide messenger RNA. Its product is annotated as haloacid dehalogenase-like hydrolase domain-containing protein Sgpp. The record is from RefSeq and is a predicted model, not a curated record. The coding region runs from base 249 to 1196 and encodes 315 amino acids. The transcript has 5 exons. NCBI's taxonomy places the organism in Eukaryota, Viridiplantae, Streptophyta, Magnoliopsida, Malpighiales, Euphorbiaceae.
ACACCCAGCAACCGUGGAGUAAGAACUCACACCGCACUGAUCGUUCUACCAUUCUCUCACUUCUCGCACCCUUUCUCUCUCUAUCCCGUUCUCUCACUUCUUUAGGCCUUUUAAGUUGACGAACUUGACUGAAGGCGAACGAUAUUACCAGAAAAAUUGGGUUCACCUUUUUGCCCUUUUGUGACGUGUAAGAAUACUACGCAAUUUAAGCACUUGCCAACCAAGUAAACAACUCGCAUCUUUCUCCUAUGGUUUCUGAUUCUAUGUUAGAUUCUCUUUCUCGCUCCUUCGCUUCGUAUGUUAACCAUUCGUUUAUUUCUGGAUCUCUUCGUCAAUACCCAUCACUGGAACAAUAUUAUAUACCAUCGAAACAGGAAAGAAAGCGUUUUGGUUUUUGCACUGCAAAUCACAGGAUGACAGUUUCUUCUACAGAUAAUUCUGUUGAUACGUCAUCGUCUUCAAUUUCUGGAUGCAGGAAAAGUGCUCUUUCCGGACUUGCUCCCUUGGAAGCUGUACUAUUUGAUGUUGAUGGAACACUAUGUGAUUCAGACCCCCUUCACUAUUAUGCCUUCCGUGAAAUGCUUCAGGAGAUAAAUUUCAAUGAUGGAGUUCCAAUAACAGAGGAAUUCUUUAUUCAGAAUAUAGCUGGCAAGCAUAAUGAGGAUAUUGCAGUGCUCCUCUUUCCCAAUGAUAUUCCUCGAGGCUUAAAGUUCACAGAGGAUAAGGAAGCCAUGUUUCGUAGAUUGGCCUCUGAACAACUGAAGGCCAUAAAUGGCCUUUAUAAAUUGAAGAAAUGGAUUGAAGAUCGUGGACUGAAACGGGCAGCAGUUACUAAUGCUCCAAGACCAAAUGCUGAACUCAUGAUUUCUCUUCUUGGGCUUUCAGAAUUCUUUCAUGCUGUUAUCCUAGGUGAUGAUUGUGAACAUGCCAAACCACAUCCGGAACCCUACUUGAAGGCCCUUGAAGUACUCAAGGUGUCAAAGGAACACACCUUUAUAUGCGAGGAUUCUGUUUCUGGGAUAAAAGCCGGAGUAGCAGCUGGGAUGCCUGUUGUUGGUUUAACUACCAGAAAUCCUGAACAUGUUCUGAUGGAAGCCAAGCCAACUUUUUUAAUAAAGGAUUAUGAUGAUCCGAAAUUAUGGGUAGCUCUGGAAGAGCUUGAUAAAAAGGAAGCUGCUGAAAAACCUGCUGCUUGAAUAAAUUACUUCACAAGUUCAACGAUUACUCUAAUAAUUGUGUUGCAGAAGAGCAUCUGCAUCUCUUAAAGGCUAAAAAGCUGUUUCAGAUUUGGUACCAUAUGAUUGAUAGGUCAAGGAUGAAAUCACCUUGUUCACUCUAGAUGAAUUUUUUUUUUUUUUUUAUUUGCCAUGAACCAUGCAUCUUUGCAAAAGAAUAUGGUAAUGGCAUUACAGGUAAUUUUUAGAAGUUUACUCUAAUUUGUUUUAAUAGAGUUACUCGACCUAAAGUUUGUUUUGUUUUGGAAGAAGUAACUGUAACGUGUUUUCAGGUCACCAAAUAUAAAUAAUCAUUCUAGAUAGUAUCUUCAAUA